Gadus chalcogrammus (walleye pollock) is the source of this 3063-nucleotide messenger RNA. RefSeq lists its product as uncharacterized. The transcript has 2 exons. The record is from RefSeq and is a predicted model, not a curated record. Lineage: Eukaryota; Metazoa; Chordata; Actinopteri; Gadiformes; Gadidae. Bases 39 to 2738 code for a protein of 899 amino acids.
CUGCUGAUACCUUUAGCCUCACAUGUGACCUGACCUCUAUGUGGCAGUGCAGACAUUGUGUAACCAGAGAGAUUAGCAGGUACAAAUUACUGAAACAUUAUAAACUACAUCAUCAUUAUGGGAGAGGCCAACAAUAUCAAUGCAUAUAUGUAAAUUGUCCUUGCACAUUCAGAACGUGGACUGGACUCCGAACCCAUGUCUAUAAAGCUCAUUCAUUCCAACCUACACAGACUGCGUUGAAUUCAGUAACAUUUAAAUGUGAGGUAUGCGGACGUAGUGACCUCUCUACUGAGAGGGAUUUUUUUGUUCACAUUGGGACACAUCUGCGAAGUUGUGAGACGGUUGGUUGUGUUUUUCUUGGAUGCUCUUUCCAAACCAAUAUUAAUAGUACAUUUAACACUCACAAAAAGAGAAAGCAUCAUCCACACACACUGCAAGAUUUUAAAACCAGUGUGAUUAAGUUUGUGAACCCCGUUGAAGGACCGGUUGCCUCUGACGGUGUUGGGACUGGCUAUCCAGCUGAUGUGUCAUUUGAUGAAGUUGAGGCUGAGACAGUGACAGUAAAGGAAAUUGGAGCUGUGGAAAAUCUGCCAGAAGUUAUUGAGCGGAAAAUAGCAGCAAUAUUGUUAAAAUUAGAACAUAUAUUUCAUAUUCCUGCAAAAGGUGUGGAUGAGUUACUGGAAGAGUUGCAUUUUCUAAGUUCAGCUAGUGUACCUGUCACAAAGCAUACAAUUACAGAAAUCUUCAAGAGCCAUAACCUCAAUAUUGGUCCGGCAGUUGUCGAAGAACUUGCUAAUUCUGUAUUCGUCUCUAACCCUGUCUCUAAAAGUUUUGAAAGGUCUGGCCCUCUUGCCACAUCCUAUAAAAGAAAAAAAUAUUACAAGGUUCAUUUUAGAGUUGUUGAAGCGACCGAGUAUAUUUUAUCUGUGGAACAAAGGAGGUCAUUUCAAUAUGUCCCAUUAUUACAGUUAUUGCAGGAAGUACUGAGUCACAAUAAAAUAGUGAAUAAAGUGAUUGAAGAACACACAGCUCAAAUAAAUAGAGAAGCUUUGCAUGGUGAUCAACGAGUUUACAGGUCUUUUCGAGAUGGUGAAAAUUACAAAACAAAUAGCUUUCUAGCUGUUGAUGAGUUGAGAUUUUCCAUAAAACUUUACAUCGACGAAUUUGAGGUUUGUAAUCCUCUUGGGACCUCUCGCAAAAAGCACAAGCUUUGUGGGGUGUAUUGGGUUUUGGACAAUUUGCCGCCUGGCUCUCAUUCUGCUCUCUCAUCAAUUUAUUUAGCUGUUCUUUGUAAAAGUGACGAUUUGAGGAAAUUCGGUUUCAAAGAAGUUUUGGAUCCACUUUUGAAAGAUCUGGUAAUUCUGGAGGAGCAUGGUUUGUUCAUCAGUCAAUUGAAUAAGUGUAUCAAAGGCACUGUGAGUUGCGUAAUAGCUGAUAACCUAGGUGCCCAUGGCCUGGCAGGUUUUGUAGAAAGUUUCUCUGGUGAAUACAUCUGUAGAUUCUGUACAGCUAAGAAAACAGAAAUUCAGUCAUUGACAGCUGGUCGUUUUGAGCGCAGAACGCUGGAACUUCAUGAUGCACACUUAAAGUGUGCACUGGAAAAGGCAAGUGCAUACUGUGGUGUUAAACGUGAAUGUGUUCUGAGCAAGGCUCUGUCACAUUUUCAUCUUACUGCAGGUUAUCCUCCAGAUCUUGCCCAUGAUCUUUUUGAGGGCAUUAUACCUGUAGAGCUAGCUCAUUGUUUUUCUCUUUUGAUUUCAAAAAAGUAUUUCACUUUAGAAAAACUUAACAAUUUGAUCAAAACUUUUGAAUAUAAAUGGGCAGAUAAAACAAAUCGUCCUGCUGCAAUACCACAGACUUUCUCGGUAAAAAAAAGCAUUGGUGGAAAUGCACACGAGAAUUGGGCUCUGCUUCGAUUGUUGCCUCUGAUCAUUGGUCCACUUGUUCCGGAGGAUGAACCUGUAUGGCAUGUUGUUUUGGAUCUAAAGGACAUAGUGGAGCUUGUUGUAGCCCCUGUCCACUCUGAUGAGUCAAUAGCUUACCUCGAGUUCAAAAUUGAUGAACAUCGCCUGAGAUACCAAGACCUUUUUCCCAACAACCGUCUUCUCCCUAAACAUCAUUUUUUGGAGCACUAUCCUGCUCUGAUUCGCCAAUUUGGCCCUCUUGUCCAUGCAUGGACUAUGAGAUUCGAGGCAAAACAUAGUGUCUUCAAACAGAUUGCUCGCCAUACCAACUGUUUCAAAAACAUAUCUCUCACUCUUGCAAGAAAACAUCAGCUUGCAAUUGCCUCUGACUUGCACUGUCUUCACCAUAGGACACCUUUGUCGGUAACAAGUGUCUCAUCAGUACCCGUGGAUGUUUUGCAAGGUGACAUUGCAGCUGCUAUUAAGCAAAGAUUACCAGAUGAGACUGAUGUCCACAUUACAAACUUUGCUUCAUACAAUGGAAUGAAUUACAACAAAGGAAUGAUUCUUGUCCAUGGGCAAUUAUUUGGUCUGCCCGAGUUAGCUGAAAUUCUGCAGAUUUGUAUUUUGCAAGGCAAGAUACAUUUUAUUGUAAAAAAGUUCUCUAGUUGGUAUAGAGAGCAUUUUCGAGCUUUUGAAUUGGACACGUCACAUGUGAGAGAGGUGGCUCUGAUUGAGCAUGGGGAACUACUCGAUGACUACCCGUUAGCUGCCUAUUCAGUGGGAUGCCUGCGUCUGGUUUCUCUGAAGAGACACACUAACUUGCACGGAUAAUGGGAGUAAUGUUUGUAAGUAUUCACACCCACAAUCAACCCAAUCAUGUUCUCAUCAUAGACUGUUAUCUUCAAGGUGAAGUCAAAAUCAAUACAUUUCUUCUCACCUUCCCUGUAUUUGCCAAACAAAAAGACGAGCCUUCUCCAUAAGCUGACUUAAACUUUCAUUUUGUGAAGUCUGGUUUAGUGGUUUCCUAAUGUUGGGAUUUUAUUGAUGGUGUUUACAUUUACAUUUAGGGCAUUUAGCAGACGCUUUUAUCCAAAGCGACUUACAUUGGUUAACACACAUUGACACACCGACGGCAGAGUUAACCAUGCAAGGCGAC